This is a messenger RNA of Colletotrichum navitas, 832 nucleotides long. RefSeq lists its product as uncharacterized. NCBI's taxonomy places the organism in Eukaryota, Fungi, Ascomycota, Sordariomycetes, Glomerellales, Glomerellaceae. The transcript has a single exon. The coding region runs from base 249 to 698 and encodes 149 amino acids. The record is from RefSeq and is a predicted model, not a curated record.
CUGGUCACCGUCGCAUUUUGCACACGAAGAUCCUGCUGCGCCCAGGUGUCAUUACGAGUGGCACGCCGUUGACUCGUCGUAUUCGGGUGUCUUCGCCGCGCAGGUCCGACCGUCGGAAUCGGCGCCCGCGCCAGAUAGCCCUGUCGUUCGGGCCGUAAGGUGGGGCACAGAGAGCCACCUCCGGUAGUGCAGUCUACCGUGUGGCCGUCGGUCAGCGACAUGCUUUAGAAUGGACAUUCCGAGACUUGAUGAGUGACCCGCCGCAUGUGUGCAGUUUUUACCGGGCUCGCUCUGGGUCUUUAUCACAAUGUCGCAUUCGUUCCCGAGACUUGGCGUCAAGUAGAUAUUGGGAAGAAAAGGAGAACCGCCAACCCCAGUGUGGGUAUCCUGGCCAGUUGCGUGAGCCACCCGUGAGGUUGCCUGAUGUACUUGGCAAGAUGAAACGUCUAGAUCGGUUCGUAUUCACAGGCCCUGCUACAGCUGGCGAGUGGAAACUACGCCUCCGACUGUGGAACGAAAAACGGCCUCAAGAAGAUCCCGGCUUACUCCAUAUCGCUUUUGGACGAGGUGUCUUCGCACACCCGAGUCGUGGCGUGGCAGAUCUCAUCCGUCUCGUUGUGCGAGAACCUUGCGUCCAACUGCGGGUCUUGAACAAUCUCUCUACGUCCUCGGAGAGGUCGCUUUCGGUACCUACCUAGGUAGUCUGAAAGAAUACUUGCCGAAAUGACCCCACAGCCUUGGCGUUGGUGAACUAUCUCGAAGUUAUAGCAUAAUACUCAAACAAAGCCAAUCUGCCUGUCGUUCUCGAUCUUUUGGCUCGAGAUCGUAAUGC